This is a messenger RNA of Mercurialis annua (annual mercury), 2407 nucleotides long. RefSeq lists its product as uncharacterized. The record is from RefSeq and is a predicted model, not a curated record. Lineage: Eukaryota; Viridiplantae; Streptophyta; Magnoliopsida; Malpighiales; Euphorbiaceae. The transcript is spliced from 4 exons. Gene Ontology annotation, cellular component: RQC complex. The coding region runs from base 221 to 2140 and encodes 639 amino acids.
ACUGGUGUUAUAAGUUUUCCUAUUUUUGACAACAGAAUGACAUUUAAUUAGUAACAGAUUGCGUUCUUAGGCAGCGGAGAUUCGGACUUCAGCGCCAGUCCAGCCACCAUCGUCACGGCAGUCGGAAUUCAAAGAAAUUAUUUUUCUUGCCUGCUAAGGUUUGCUUAGUGUAAAACUGAUUGAAGAUUGAUAAUUGAAAUUAGUUGUAGGAAAGAAAAGAAUGUCAGCUAGGUUACUGAGAAAAGUCCUCAAAGAACACGAACAACAAAAGCAUCAGGAGCUCUAUCCUGAUGAAGAAGAAGGCGAAGCAGAAUCUCCUGAUUCAAACCCUCGUUCUGUUAUCAAUCCAUUCGACCUUCUCAACGACGAUGGCUCCGAUCAGGAGAAUGAGUCAGAUAUCAUCGAUGAAACUUUGACUGAAUCCAGUGACAAACAAGAAUCAAUCUUGAUGAAAAGCGAGAUGGAUGUAGUGUCGACAUCUAAUCAGAAAUCGAAGAAAAAGAAAAAGAAGAAAAACAAGGCAGCUCCGUCUUCAAAUACAAAGGAAGAUGAAAAGCUAUUUGAUGAGGCGUUAGAAAGUGUUUCGUUGAAUGUUAAUACUUCUAGAUAUCAAUCUGAUCCUAUCAAAACCAAAUUAGAGAAUACGAAAGAUCGUGAGGUGGCUAUUAAGGAAUGUAGACCGUCCAUCUUGCAAGUGGAUCCCAAAUGUCUGAAUCCUGAUAAUGAGCUACGGAGAAUUUUUGGUUCUAAGGUGGUGAAAUCAUUUGAGAAAAGUAACCAACCCAGCAGUUCUAGGCAGCAGGGUCGUGGAGCAAGACGUGGAAGCCAUCAUACUAGAAAGACUUUGUUAGUCUCUCCGUCAGAACAUUGGCCUCGAUGGGAUGGAUCUUUGUCAAUGGAAUCUUUGGAGACUAAGGACGGAUACCAUCAUUUUAGAUAUGUGCACUCGUCUUCUUAUGAACAAACUCAAAGAGCAUUUGAAGCUGCCAAAGCUAUUCAUGAUUUAAAUGGCAUAGCUAGCAUUUUACUACACCAUCCUUAUCACUUAGAUUCUCUUAUAACAAUGGCAGAUUAUUUUAAAUUUAUGGGUGAGCAUCAAAUGUCAGCUGAUGCCGUUGCUAAGAGUUUAUAUGCCAUGGAAUGUGCAUGGCAUCCUAUGUUCACCCCAAUGCAAGGUAAUUGCCAAUUGAAGAUAAGCCAUGAAACAAACAAGCCAAUGUUCGUAACUCUUUUCACUCACAUGAAAAACAUGGAUAGGCGUGGAUGCCAUCGUUCAGCGCUUGAAGUUUGCAAAUUUCUGCUUUCAUUGGAUUUAGAUGAUCCUAUGGGGGCAUUGUUCUGCGUCGACUAUUUUGCAUUGAGGGCAGAGGAGUAUGCAUGGUUGGAACAGUUUUCUGAAGACUUUAAAAGUGACAACUCCUUAUGGAUGUUUCCUAAUUUCUCGUUUUCCCUUGCUAUUUGCCGCUUUUAUCUCGAGAAAGAGGAAACCGCAAAAGAUACUGCUACACUUGCUACCAAGGCAACUUCAGAUGAUUUGAUGAAGCAAGCAUUAAUGCUCCAUCCUUGUGCACUUAAAAAGUUAGUAGCAAAGGCACCUUUGAAAGAUCAGGCGUGGACUAAUAUAUUAAAGAAUGCCAUUUUCCGAUCAGAGAAAACAGGUUCUCUAUCAUUGGACCAUCUUAUCAAUAUAUAUGUAGAGAGAAGUUAUAUCAUAUGGAGGCUUCCAGAAUUGCAGAAAUUGCUUCGAGAUGCAGCUCUACAAGUAGUUGAGACCUUAGAGCAUAACAGCACUGAAGCCAAGGAUUGGGCUUGUGUACGGAAGGAAGUUUUCUCAUCUGAGAACAAUGAGUAUAGCCAUUUGCUCGUUUCCGACUUCUCUGAUACAGUGCCGACUCUCCCACCUGAGAACCUGCAAAAUUUCAUGGGUGACCCAAGGAUGAGGGAAGCUGAGCAAAUUGAAGGAGGUCAAAUUGCUAAUCCACCUGGUGCUGCUCCUAGACCUCGUGAUGUUGCCAAUCGUAAUGCGCUGGCUGUUUUAUUGGAGUCGAUGUUGCCAUGGGUUAAUUAUGGAACUCGAGAAGAUGGAGGGGAUGAUGAGGGGAACGGUGUCAAUGGUCACAACCAAGGCAAUGAGAACUGAAUAGCAAUAUUCUUAUUUCUUUCACAUAAUGUCAGUUAUCUUUGGUCCGAAAUGUAGAUAUCAUUCUAUUGAUAUUGCUGCAAUAUGAUGCAAACAUUUUGUAAUGCAUCAGUGAUACAGAUAUACUCUCUUUUUCAACAGAAGUUAAACCAUGUAGUUAGCUGGCUGGCAGAAAGUAAUUUUGAGGAAUUGCCCGACAUUUGUUAUUCCUUUGUUUGUAGACGUUAUGAUUUUGUUUAAAUUGUUGAUUAAAUCUGAUUUAUUUAA